Tripterygium wilfordii is the source of this 1462-nucleotide messenger RNA. Its product is annotated as post-GPI attachment to proteins factor 3-like. Gene Ontology annotation, molecular function: hydrolase activity, acting on ester bonds. Gene Ontology annotation, cellular component: endoplasmic reticulum membrane. The record is from RefSeq and is a predicted model, not a curated record. Lineage: Eukaryota; Viridiplantae; Streptophyta; Magnoliopsida; Celastrales; Celastraceae. The coding region runs from base 142 to 1182 and encodes 346 amino acids. The transcript is spliced from 6 exons. Gene Ontology annotation, biological process: GPI anchor biosynthetic process.
CUUUUCUGUCAGUGAAUUUUUAAUGGUUACAUGAUUUUGGUCUCCCAUGGCUCUAGCUCUGAGCUUAGAGUGAGAUAAGUAUUAAUGGACUAGAGGGCAAUCAGAAUUGGGAGCAAAACUUUUGCUGAUCUGGAAGAUCGAAUGGUAGAUCGAUAUUGGGUUGCCUUCCUUGUGGUGUUUUCAUGCCUUGUUGCGGUUUUGGAUGCUAGUCCUGGUGAUGCUGACCCCAUUUAUCGGUCCUGUGUAGGACAAUGUGAAAAGACUGGAUGUAUUGGGGAACGUUGCUUUCUGAACUGUAACUUUUCUUCAAAUGGUGUAUCCAAUAAUGAUCCAUGGUACAUGCAAGAACCUCUUUAUUUGCGGUGGAAGCAAUGGGAUUGUCAAAGUGAUUGCCGUUACAAUUGUAUGAUUGAUAGAGAGAAAGAGAGGGAGGGACUUGGUAAUGGGCCUGUCAAGUAUCAUGGAAAAUGGCCCUUCAAGCGUGUGUAUGGAAUUCAGGAACCUGCCUCUGUAUCUUUUUCUGUGCUUAACCUUGCAACGCAUUUCCAUGGUUGGCUAUCCUUUUUCAUCCUUCUGUACUAUAAAUUGCCUCUAAGACAAGAUAAAUCGGUGUACUAUCAAUAUGCGACUCUGUGGCAUAUUUAUGGGCUUUUGUCAUUAAACUCCUGGUUAUGGAGUGCUGUUUUUCACAGUCGAGAUGUGGACUUGACUGAGAAGUUAGAUUACUCAUCUGCGGUUGCGUUAAUUGGGUAUUCCCUAAUUUUGGCCAUAUUAAGAAGUUUAAAUGUGACAGCUGAGGCUGCAAGAGUAAUGGUUGCUGCUCCGCUGCUUGCAUUCGUGACUACCCACAUAUUGUACCUCAACGUGUAUAAACUAGAUUACGGUUGGAAUAUGAAAGUUUGUGUUUUCAUGGGAGUGUCUCAACUUCUGCUUUGGUUAAUCUGGGCUGGCGUCACUCGUCAUCCUUCUCGCUGGAAACUGUGGGUGGCUGUCGUGGGAAGUGCACUUGCAAUGCUGUUGGAAAUCUUUGAUUUUCCUCCGUAUCAAGGAUUCUUUGAUGCACAUGCUCUCUGGCAUGCUGCAACUAUUCCAAUUACCUACAUAUGGUGGAGUUUCAUUAGGGACGACGCUGAGUGGCAGACCUACGUCCUUGCUAAAAAGUCGACGAAGAAAGCAAAGUAACAUGUUACUGAACAAACUUGUUAACGGUAUUAUCUCAAGCGAUUAUAUUAGAGCGAGUCGGGUUACAUGCUUGUGUUGAGAACCAGGUAGUACCAGAAGCAAGUCACACUGUGUUCACUCAGUGAAGAUCAUGUCUGGGAAUUUUUUUUUAAUUUUUUUUUUUGUUUUUUGGACUUGAUUGUUGUGGUCUUUGUUGUAGAACACCACCUUUUUGCAAUGUUUCAAUCCAAAACUAGAUCCUGCAAACGUGAAAUCUGAUAUUAGUUUUUUCUUUCUUCUA